Molecule: messenger RNA, 4288 nt
Organism: Podarcis lilfordi (Lilford's wall lizard)
Lineage: Eukaryota; Metazoa; Chordata; Lepidosauria; Squamata; Lacertidae
Source: the annotation of a GenBank genome assembly
ACAAUGGACGGUGCAAUACAAAUGUCAGAACACAUUGCAUUGUAGCCAGUAAAAUAUAAUUCAAAUGUAAAACAGGAUUUAUUCACAUGUCCCCUGCCCUUUCUAAAUGGAAGAACACCAAUAUCUAGAUUAUCUUUAAAGUCCUCUUCAGCUAUGAUCCAAAACCAGUUAAGCACCCCUGCCUCCUGCUUCCACUGUUGGUGCCAGACCUGUGUUUGUACUAAUCUCAGCCAAUGUGGCUUUAGGAGCAUGUAUUUGCCAAGGCCAUAUGGGCUAACUUCUGCCGUCAUUUGUUUGUGUGUCCCCCGCCCAUGUCCAUGGUUCUGAAGGAGGCUAAAAAGGCUACAGUUCCAGUGAAGGAAGGAAGGCUGGCUGGCUGUCAGGCCUUCGUAACAUGCAUUUGUAACAUGUCCUCAAACUUUGUAGGACAGCAGGUGCUUGGUCGGCUGUCUUAGACUGAACCGGAGAAUCACGAAUCCUAGAAAAACCUAUUCAUAUUGUCUUCCCUGUGGUGAUCAGUGCCAGAUUACCAAAUAGGCAGAGUAAGCACCAUCUUAUGGGCCCUACAACAAUGGGUCAAAAUAAUAUUGAUUUGAUGUUGAAAGAAAAUUACAACCAAGCUUUCUUAGUUCAAAGUGAGGGCCUCCGCCCCCCCCGAGAUUUCGACUGCCUAGGGGCCUCCACAGGGUUUAAUCUGGCACUGAUUUGGGUUGCUUACCCACCUCUGGAAGACAAGAGAAAUGAAUGAGGAGCAAAUGGCUGGGCCGGACCUAUGUCUCUACAGAUAGCGGGGGGCUGGUGUGUGAUGGUAGGAAUUCCUAGUUCAAAAGAUUUUGAGAGAGCCUUGCUUUGCCUUUGCAGCCAUGCAGGACUGCACACUCCUGACUGGAUGACCAGCAUGUUUCUAGCAGCUGAAGCAUCUCGGCCUGCGCUGUUGUUCUGGUCUCAAGCCCUCUUCUGCCUCCUCUUCUGCGCCCCUUCCGGUUGUUGUACCUCCUGCCCAGACCAGUGCCAGUGCACCAACUACUCGGGGGCCACAGCUGUUCUGUGCAGUGCUAGCAACCUAGAUGAAAUUCCAAAAGAUAUUCCCAAGGACACCAUGUUUUUGAAACUGGAUGCCAAUAAGAUCACCUCUGUCCCUAACAGCACAUUCAGGCACCUCGCCCACUUGCAGGAGAUAGACCUCUCCAAAAAUGCCAUUGAGAAGAUUGAUUCUGCAGCGUUCAAAGGGGUUGCCGAUGGCUUGCGGCUGCUUGACCUCUCUGGCAACCACAUCCAGAGGAUCCCAAAGGAAGCCCUGGUCAACUUAAAUGCCAUGAUCCGCCUGUCCAAUAACCCCUGGCACUGUGAAUGUACUCUGCAGGAAGUCUUGUGGGAAGUGAAACUAGACCCCGAUUCAGUCAACGAGAUCACCUGCCAGACAUCUGUGCAAGAGGAGUAUGCUGGGAAACCACUGCUCCAUAUCCUCGAUUCGGGCAUCAACUUUUGCAACAUGCACCAGAAAACCACGGAUGUCGCCAUGUUUGUUACCAUGUUCAGCUGGUUUACUUUAGUCAUCAGCUAUGUGGUGUACUAUGUUCGGCACAACCAAGAGGACACAAAGAAGCACCUGGAAUAUCUGAAAUCCCUGCCUAGCACAAGGGUCCCUAAAGAGACCAUCAGCACUAUCCUGUAGCCAGGAAUGUUGAUCCUUGGCUGGACUUCCAGUUUUCUAUGUAGGAAAGAACGUUGGGAGGGACUUGGGACAUUUAUGUCCAACUAGUUCUGCAACAACUUUUUUUUUAACAAAAACAAACCAACAGUUUAAUAGAAAAUGAAAACUUGUUAUAUAAAUAUAGGAAGAGUGUCCAAGCCAAGGUUCCCAUGUUCUGUGCCAUAUUACCAGCAGAAGGAUUCCAGCAGAAACUAGAGAUAAGGAGAUCUGCUUUCUAGGAGAACUUUAGGACAAUGGACGGUUGUUGUGAGAUGUUUACAAUCAGGAUUUGAUUCUGUGGGAGAGACCCCAAAGCCCUGCAGUGUCUAGAACUCGGUGGCACCGAAAAUGCUUUUGAUUUCAAUGGGAAGUAUGUACAUGGUUGACCUUUACUUGAUUCUUUGGGACACUGCAAACACUCUCUCUCAGGAGUUUUUGGAACGACACAAAGUCCUUUCUCUCAAAUUGGUAAAUUGUGCAAGCAUGCACACGUAUAGAUUCAUGUACAUGAGCAGGAAUUAUGUUUGAUGUAAGCGUGCUUGUGUUGCAAAGCUGAAGAGGGUAUGUGCUUCCUUUGGGCUUACGUAUUACAUGGCAUUUGGAGUCUGCACCUCUUCACUCUCUGUUAGGUUACUAACCUAUUUUCAUGGUGACCACUAUUAAGAUGAGCAUUGAAAAUAAUCAGAGAGGACAAUUUUAAGCAUAUAUUAUGUAACAAACAAGCCUGAGCAGGCUUCUUCCACAGAAAGGGAGGAAGGAAGCACGUGACCGAAAAUGCUUAUUUCUAAAUAUGCCUCUUUCUCAUAUCGCAAACCCACCACCCUUCCUCAAGGAUGGUCCUAAGAUGUAGCUGGUGCUGGUAUUUAGUAAGGCGGAAAAGUAGGGUAUGGAUUAUAUGUAAACUAAACAAAAAUUAGGGGGCACAUGGCAGUGGCAAGUUGCUACACUCAACAAGUCUUUCCAGCUGACAAAAAUUCCUAGGCAAUGCAGCUCAUUUGCUGAAACAAUAAACAGUAAGGAAAUAAAAUUUCAAGUGGUUCCUCAAACUGUUAAAAUAAUCUCAGCUGCUGCAGUAUUCAAAGCUCCAGUACCCUUUUUAGAAAAAUGGGUAUAGCUACAUGCAUGCUUGUUGAGACUAUGUUUCUACAGCACACACAAUCCAGUUUAAUAGUACUCUGGCAAUUAACAGCCAAAAUAAAAAAGAGGGAUAACACAGUGCCAAAAGAACAGGAUCUUAGGGUCUCUUUCAGAUGAUCCCUUUAUGCACAUUUGCUAUUCAGCUGUUGUGCCCAUGACUUCCUCAAGGUUGGGUUGCAGGGAUAUCUCUCAGCCCAACACUCAGAACUGCUAUGUCACAUUACUGGCGGAACACAAAUCAUCCUUCUGUUAGCACACACAUUGCUACUGGGAUGUCCUUGUAGUAUGCAGUUGUGUAUCACAGACAACUUGUGCCUGUGACAUCACUCAUGACGCAUUACACAAAUGCCUGUUUUGUGAACUUUAUAUUGGGUGGCUGUGUGCUCUUUGGGUUCCAUUGCCACCAUAGUGGAGUGCUCAUCCUGUGCUACUUUAAAAAGGAAUGUUUGGACUUCUUCACACAUUGCUUUUUCAAAAAAGGUUGGCACUGUCUAAGAUUCCCUCACCUGACCAUUUGCUCUUUAGUUUCAGGAGCACUGCUACUGCUGCUGCCUAUAAAGAUUUUUAGAAAGAUUAAAAAACAAUACAGUCCCUGCCUAUAGGGUGCAUUUGAAAAAAGGGGAUGGGCAUAAAACAGCAAAUUAAGCACUUUGAGGCACUUUCAGAAUUUACACUAAUGUUUAAUGACCAAGUGGAGUGGCUAUUAAGAGAGUGUUCCGGAAAUGGAGAAGCCAAUUGACAGUUUGUCAUAGCCAAGCUGAAGAAUGGAGUGGAUAUAUUUUACUGGAUUUUAUUUGUCUACGGUCAUACUUCAGGUUGCGAACGCUGUGGGCUGUGCGUUUUCGGGUUACAGACCAGGCCGAACCCUGUAGUACUGGAACGGGUUACUUCCAGGUUUCAGCGCUCGCGCAUGCACAGCAACACAAAAUGACGUCACAUGCACAGACGCGGCGCUGCGGGUUGCGAACAUGCCUUCCGUACAGAUCACGUUCGCAAUCCGAGGUAUGACUGUAUUUACUGUAUUUUUCUGUGUAUAAGACGCCCCCUAUUUUGGGGGACUCCAAAUUAAGAAAACACCCCUCAGCACUACCCAUGUAAAAGAUGAGCCCCACUUUUAAACCUAAUUUUGUGGUAAAAAACACACACCCUAGUCUUAUACACAGAAAAAUACAGUAAUUUUCUUGCUGAGUGUGACUAUCCCCCCCCCCCCCCCCGCAGAUACAGUGCUGGAGCACUCCUACUGCACAUUUUUAAAGAAGUUGUAUAUCCUUUAAAAAAGUGAUAUCCUUUCCCUGACAAGAUGAUUACCUGCAUCCAUUAUACAUAAGGAUGACAUAUUAUGCUGUUGAUGCUGGAUCAGAGCUAAUGCAAGCACAAUGGAUAAAAUCUGGUAUGUUGUGUGUGUGUGUUUAUUGUCUGGAAAACAGUCGUACACAUUAUGCUGAAGCUUAAAUCAGG